Poecilia latipinna (sailfin molly) is the source of this 876-nucleotide messenger RNA. RefSeq names its product kallikrein-13-like. Lineage: Eukaryota; Metazoa; Chordata; Actinopteri; Cyprinodontiformes; Poeciliidae. The record is from RefSeq and is a predicted model, not a curated record. Gene Ontology annotation, molecular function: serine-type endopeptidase activity. Gene Ontology annotation, cellular component: secretory granule. Gene Ontology annotation, biological process: proteolysis. The transcript is spliced from 5 exons. Bases 307 to 843 code for a protein of 178 amino acids.
UGUUUCAGACUGAAACUUCUUUGCAUAUAAACUGUGAUGCUUUUCAAUCUUUAGCUGUUUAUCCUCUUUCUGUUCCUGCAGCCAUGUUUGCACCUGAUUUCUGAGUAAAGUCCUCCUUUUUCUUCUUCAGGUGUUUCAGUGAACUCAGGUGUUUCUCUGCAGAAGAGAAUCAUUGGAGGUCUAAACUGUGAUGACACGGAGCGUCUUUAUCAUGUUCGGCUGGAGAGCAGCAAUGUUACUCAUGUGACCCGCUGUGGAGGAUCUCUGAUCCACCCUGAGUGGAUCCUGACUUCAACUCUGUGCUGGAUGUCAGAGCCAGGAUGGACUAACACAGCAAUAUUAAAAGUUAAUCCACGGACUGCAGGGCAGCAGAGUCAGGUAAUCCAAGACAAACCUGUGACUUAUACUCAUGACGACCACCAGCAUGGCAUCAUAUUACUGAAGCUUCAGACCCCAGUAACAGAUGUCCAACCUGCUCUGCUACCAGACUGCAGGCGUCGUUUUAGAGGCCAUAAUGUUAAGCUGGCAGGAGAGGGAGCAACGACAACCGGCCCCAAUAAUAAGCAAUUGAAUAUUUCAGCCAUUCCAGCACAUCUUCAGUGUGUCGACAUGAAAGUUGUUGCUGUUUCCCUUGUUGAGCUGCCAUAUGGACAUAUAUUCCGUGCCAAAGCACCGAACAAGGAAAUAUGCUAUGGCGACACUGGUGGAGCAGCGUUGCACAGCGGCAAGAUUUAUGGAGUGAUUUCUUUUGGUGGAGAAGGUGCAUGUCAGAGUUCAGCUACAAUCAUGGAUGUGUGUAAAUACAAGAACUGGAUUAAAAAAACAAUUAAGCCUGGAAAAUAAACUAUUGUGGAAUAAAACUCAUUAAAUUUCCUC